Molecule: messenger RNA, 2403 nt
Organism: Phalaenopsis equestris
Lineage: Eukaryota; Viridiplantae; Streptophyta; Magnoliopsida; Asparagales; Orchidaceae
Product: pentatricopeptide repeat-containing protein At1g71460, chloroplastic
Biological process (GO): RNA modification
Molecular function (GO): protein binding; RNA binding
Source: RefSeq, a predicted model, not a curated record
CGGAAGAAACGUGGCAUAUAUUCUGAAUAGCUGCAAGACAUGGGAAAAGAACCUGCUUUAUCUUGACUAAAUUUUAAGAGGUAUCGGAAAAUUCGGAAAAUCCUUCUAAGCCAUCGCAGAUUUUUCUUCUCUGCUCAAAUUCAAGUCCGAGGUCUUCACAGCUCCUUGCCACUAAGUACCCUCUCAUGUCCAGUUUAAUUCAUGCAUUCAUGGAACCUAAAACCCUCGUCCUUUCAACCUCUACAUCCCCAAUCCCUUCUCCCUUCUACCUUCUCCAAAACUCCAUCUUUCACUAAAUCUCUCCCUUUGAAUUCUGCAACGGCCGCACCACCAGCUCCACCAUCCCACCCCAAUGCCGGCCACCACCGCCACUUCCAUGGGCGUGCUUCCUUCCCUGAAUCCCUUUCCCUCCACUCAAAAAAUCCUAAAUCCAUAUACCGCGACAUUCAGCGCCUUGCUCGCCAAAGCAAGCUUCGUGAGGCCCUUACCGUUCUCGAUUACCUCGAUCAACGCGGCAUUCCUGUCAACCCAACCACCUUCUCUGCCCUCCUCUCCGCUGCCUCGCAACUCAAAUCCCUCUUUUAUACCCGUCAAAUCCAUGCUCGCCUCCGCAUCAGCGGCCUCCACCUCAAUGAGUUCCUCCUCACGAAGCUCGUCGAGGCUUACGCCGCCUGUGGCUCUCCGAAGCAUGCCAAGCUCGUCUUUUCGGAGCUUUCUCCAUCGACAGUCUACCCCUGGAAUGCUCUACUAAGAGGAAAUCUCACUGGGGGAUCAAGGUGGGGCUAUGAGCCGCUUUCCAUCUUCUUAGCCAUGAGAGAAGCUGGCGUGGAGGUCAACGAGUAUACUUUCUCUUCUCUCCUAAAGAGUUUUGCAGGUUCGCCGGCGCUAUCAGAAGGGAUGAAAGCCCACGCUCUUUUGAUUAAGAACGAAUUUGCUGGAGCCCCUUUGCUCAUUAAGACGGGCUUGGUUGACAUGUACUUCAAGUGCAGGAAGGUCGGGAUGGCUAUGAAGAUAUUUGAUGAAAUUCCGGAAAAGGAUAUUGUUUCAUGGGGUACGGUAAUUGCAGGCUUUGCACACAAUAAGCUUCGUUGGGAAGCAUUAGAGUGUCUCAGGCGGAUGGUUGGUGAAGAAAUAGAGCCGAAUUCAGUCGUGAUAACCUCAGUUCUUCCAGUUGUUGGUGAGCUUUCAAAGCGGAAUUUGGGUAGGGAGGUUCAUUGCUAUGUCAUGAAACGAUUCAGAAACUUUGUGAAGAUGAUUUUUAUUCUUUCAGGAUUAAUUGACAUGUACUGUAAAUGCAAGGAUAUAACCUCAGCAAGGAGGGUCUUUUAUGCCUCCUCAGAAAGGAAUGAAGUUUGUUGGACUGCUCUUAUGUCUGGAUACGCAUCAAACAAUAGGUUGGAGCAGGCACUAAGAACAAUUGCUUGGAUGCAGCUAGAUGGGAUAAAACCAGAUGUUGUCUCUAUUGCGACAGUCCUCCCUGUUUGUGUCAAGUUGAAGGCUUGGAGGCAAGGGCAGGAGAUUCAUGGCUAUUCUCUGAAGCAUUGGUUCUUACCCAAUGUGUCAGUAGAAACUUCGCUCAUAACCAUGUACUCACAAUGUGGAAAGAUUGCUUCUUGUUGCAGAGUUUUUGAUGGAAUGAAGGGGAAGAAUGUCAUAGCUUGGACUGCACUAAUUGAAUCAUACUUGAGAAGUAGCAGCCCAACUUGUGCUUUCAAAGCUUUUAGAUCAAUGGUGACAGCUAAUCAACGUCCAGAUGCAGUAAUUUUAUGCAGGACUUUGAGAGCCUGUGGCAAAUUGCGAGCUCUAAAGCUUGGAAAAGAGAUUCAUGCACAGGUUUACAAGCUUAAUUUGGAAAUGAUUCCUUCGGUUGUUGGAGAGAUUGUAAGCUUAUAUGGCAAGUGCAGAGAAAUUAAGAUGGCUCAAAAGGAGUUUGAUCAGGUUCAGGCCAAAGGAUCCUUGACAUGGACUGCAGCAAUUGAAGCAUAUAGUCAUAAUAAGAUGUACAGAGAAGCACUAAAAAUGUUUGAUCUUAUGCUUUCAGAUGGUUACAAUCCAACUCAUUUUACAUUUGAUGUUGUCUUCUAUGUUUGUGAUGAAGCAGGAUUGGCUAACGAGGCUCUCAAGUUUUUUGAAGCCAUGAUUCAGAAGUAUAAACUGAAUGCAACUAAGGAGAACUUUGAUUGCAUGAUUAGCCUUCUUAGUCGAGUUGGUCGCAUUGAUGAAGCACAGCAUUUUACACUAUUGAGAUCUAGAUUGGUCUGAAUUUGUGAAGUGCACAAAGUUUAUUCUUCCCCGUUCCAUUAAAUUUUUCAUCCUGGAUUUGGGAUAUAUUUGUGUGCAAGCUUUGUUGGGCGAAGCGGCUUCUUCUCUUAAAGCCAAGUUUGAGAGUGUCAUAACAAGUGG